This is a messenger RNA of Oncorhynchus tshawytscha (Chinook salmon), 2977 nucleotides long. RefSeq names its product cytohesin 1b (gene cyth1b). The record is from RefSeq and is a predicted model, not a curated record. NCBI's taxonomy places the organism in Eukaryota, Metazoa, Chordata, Actinopteri, Salmoniformes, Salmonidae. Gene Ontology annotation, biological process: regulation of ARF protein signal transduction. The coding region runs from base 770 to 1789 and encodes 339 amino acids. Gene Ontology annotation, molecular function: guanyl-nucleotide exchange factor activity. The transcript is spliced from 13 exons.
UGGUUCACACACACUUGCUCUCUCGUGCUCUUCCUCACACCCUCUGUGGUGUGGUGGAGCAGCUAGCCUGUUACCUUGCUCGCUCUCUCAUUACAAGUUUGUAGUAGUGAUGUGAAAGACAGAUGGUAAGCUUGGCAGGUAAUUAAGGGUUAAGGACAGUCCCUGGUUGCAGGGGAGAGGGGGGCAGUGUUGGUUAUUUUAGUAUUGCACCACGGGAUUGGAGGGCUCAGAGGGACUGGGAUUGUCUGGGUUAUACUGCUUGGCUGGACUGGGGUACUGGUGGGUUGCACUGGGGCAGAAGAACCAGACUGGUCUGCUGUAUUGGGAGAGAAGUCUGGACUAUAUUAUUGAGAGACUACUACUGCCAGACUGGAUUAGACAAAGACUGGACUUUAUUUUUUUUGAGCUGGAGUUUUUCUGGGCUGGACUGGGUGAGAAGUGUCUGGUACUGGACCUGGGAAAUUCAUUCUACAGGUACAGUAGACAAGACUGGAGACUGUGUGUGUGAGUGGGCUCUGUGGAGACUGGUAGACGGACUAAAGGGUGAAGCAAGUGUUCUGGACCUGUGUUAUACUGGUAACAGUGGAAGGACUGGGAGAGACAAACUCGCUCAGUACAUGAUGAUCUGAGUCCCGAGGAGAGACAGGAGUUGGAGAGCAUCCGCCGUAGGAAACAAGAACUACUGCAAGACAUACAGAGGCUGAAGGGUGAGAUAGCAGAGGUGACAAAUGAAAUUGACAACCUAGGCAUAACCGACGAAAGGAAAAGCAUGCAGAGAAACAAGCAGGUGUUCAUGGGGUGCAAGAAGUUCAACAUGGACCCAAAGAAGGGGAUCCGGUUUUUGAUUGACAGCGGUCUGCUGAAGAACACCAGUGAUGACAUCGCCCAGUUCCUCUAUAAAGGGGAGGGGCUAAACAAGACCGCCAUCGGAGACUAUCUGGGGGAGAGAGAGGAUUUCAAUCUUGAGGUUCUACAAGCCUUUGUGGAGCUGCAUGAGUUUACUGACCUUAACCUGGUCCAGGCCCUCAGGCAGUUCCUGUGGAGUUUCCGGUUGCCAGGUGAAGCCCAGAAGAUCGAUCGCAUGAUGGAGGCGUUUGCCCAGAGAUACUGUCACUGUAACCCUGGCGUCUUCCAGCACAGCGAUACGUGUUAUGUGUUGUCGUUUGCUGUGAUCAUGCUGAACACCAGUCUCCAUAACCCCAAUGUGAAGGACAAACCCUCCCACCAGAGAUUCACCACCAUGAACAGAGGAAUCAACGAUGGCGGAGACUUACCUGAGGACCUACUCAGGAACCUGUAUGAGAGUAUAAAGAACGAACCCUUUAAGAUCCCAGAGGAUGAUGGGAACGACCUCACACACACUUUCUUCAACCCCGACCGGGAGGGCUGGCUACUCAAACUAGGAGGAGGCCGUGUGAAGACGUGGAAGAGACGAUGGUUCAUCCUCACAGACAACUGCCUGUACUACUUUGAGUACACUACUGAUAAGGAGCCUAGGGGUAUCAUCCCUCUGGAGAAUCUUAGUAUUAGAGAGGUGGACGACUCUAAGAAACCAAACUGUUUUGAGCUGUUCAUCCCGGACCACAGGGAUCAGGUGAUCAAGGCGUGUAAGACCGAGGCGGACGGACGCGUUGUCGAGGGCAACCACACCUUCUAUCGAAUCUCUGCCCCCACAGCUGAGGAGAAGGAAGAAUGGAUCACCAGCAUCAAAAAAGCCAUCAGCAGGGACCCCUUCUAUGAGAUGGUGGCAGCCCGGAAGAAGAAGGUGUCGGCUCUGACUAGCCCGUAGAAAGGCUCCAGCACUUCAGCAGGAGAAGCAGCAGACCUCACUCUACUCUAUAGCCCAGUGUCUAUGGACCUGAACUAAAGGAAUUACUAAAGGAACUAUAGAAUUAUGUAUAUAAGAAAGCAGAAUGUCCCCACAAUCUGAAAGGUGGAAGCUGUCAUCAUAUUGAUUACAUGUUGCAUUCUUCAGAUACACAAACACUGGAGGGGAAGGAUUUUGAAGGGGCACGGGUUUAGGAUGGAGAUCAGGAUGCAGAGAGGAUUGGACCUCCUUCAGCGCCCUCUACAGGAAGUUACAUCAGGCAAUAUUUUGCUUUGAUAUAAAAUGAACAGAGAAAGGUGCCAUUAACCUCUUUUUACAUAAACCUCUUCUCAUGAUGCUCUGUAGUAAUGACAGCACUAUCUCUUUCUGAAUGGUUCCCAUAACAAACCACCACUGUUUCCUCUCUCGCUCUCUCUUUCGCCCCUUACGGGUCGAGAUGAUACUUUGUUGUUUUGUUAAAUGUUUCCGGGACAUUGGCCUGUGUCAGUGAUCUGGGGGGUGAGAUAUGGGAGCUGAGUCGGCACAAUAGUUUAAAAAAAAUACUGUCUUGGCCGAAAGCCUUGUUAUGCCAUCACUGUGUUAGUUCUGUUCUUAAUUUAGUUUCUUGUUUUGAUACCUCUGUUACUACAACUGCACAGUCAUGUGGAAGGAGGUGGUAUGGAGGGAGGGGAGAAAGAAAUCAAGAAGGGGGUUGAGGGAAACAAAGGAUUGUAAUAUAUCACUACUCAGGUUGAAAUAUUCUGUCUCUUAUUCUGAUAUUGUGAUGAGUACUUUUGCAUAAACAGUAAGUUUGCAGGGAAGGAUAAUUUUUAUAAAGACCUUUCACAGUGUUAUUAUACAGUUGUAUGCUGUCUGUUACAAAUGUGUUGUCUUAUAAGAUGCAUUUCUGUCAUCAAUGACCCCUUUGGAGGGCUGUGUUUUUGUUUUUCAUUGGCAGAUAAAUUAAUCAGUAAUUUUUGUUCACAAUGCACUGUUUAUGAAAUGUAAAUCAAGCUUGAAUUAUUUGUUUGUUUGUUUAUCAAUAAUACAUAUAAUUUCUUGUAAAGUUGUUUUGUAUCAAAGGUUUGUCCCUCUUUAUGCAAUCAUAUGUUUGUUUAUUUGAUUUCAGUUAACCAGAUCUCAGAUUUAUUAAAUCUCAUGUUAAUCUCA